AUGCCUGCUACACAAACUUACUAUCUCGGCGAUGAAGAGUUUGAUGGCUGGGCAGGCCCAGUGCGAGUCACCUACAAUAGCCACGUGAGACAGAAUCUCCAAGGGGGUGCCAAUCCCGUGCUAAAGAGGGCACUUGAAGACAUUUCUGUUCAAGCCGCUCUUGAGCGUGCGUUCGCUACUGUGCAUGUUCGCGAUAUGGAGUUUUCUCACGCCAAGCGGGAGGAUCGUACGCCUUCUACUCAAGGCUCAUGUUAUGAUUCCCCAGUCGUAGGACAGAGACCUACUGCUAGCGUCUAUUACACGGGCCAUGAACCCAACCCGCCUUCUCCUCCUUUACCACAGUGGGUUGCGAGACCAGCCUAUGUUGCGGCUCCCGGAGUUGAGUAUCAGUGGUGGGAUGGACAAGAUUUACCCAUCACAUGGCGUGAGUAUAGCCUCUAA
Molecule: messenger RNA, 441 nt
Organism: Fusarium vanettenii 77-13-4
Lineage: Eukaryota; Fungi; Ascomycota; Sordariomycetes; Hypocreales; Nectriaceae
Exons: 2
Coding region: 1-441 (146 amino acids)
Source: RefSeq, a predicted model, not a curated record